Molecule: messenger RNA, 866 nt
Organism: Folsomia candida
Lineage: Eukaryota; Metazoa; Arthropoda; Collembola; Entomobryomorpha; Isotomidae
Product: glutathione S-transferase 1
Exons: 3
Coding region: 111-767 (218 amino acids)
Biological process (GO): glutathione metabolic process
Molecular function (GO): glutathione transferase activity
Source: RefSeq, a predicted model, not a curated record
CAUAUUUAGAUCUCACAACUUAUUUUAGUUAGACAUCUGAUCGUGACAGAAGCAUCGUUUUGUUUAAAGCUGUGAAAUUAAAUCGUUGUAAAAAAAGAAGAAUAUUGAAAAUGAGUGCUUCAGAAACGUAUAAACUUACGUAUUUUGAUUUCCGUGGACUCGCAGAACCAAUUAGAUUAAUGUUUGCAUUUGCUGGAGUUGACUAUAUCGACGAGAGAGUUCCACAAGAUGCAAGUUGGCCAGAGAAGAAAGCAACACUUCCCUGGGGCACUAUGCCCGUCUUGGAGGUACGUCCGGGUAAAUCUGGACCUUCGUUUGUCCUCGCGCAAGUCGCCGCGAUUGGAAGAUACCUCGCAAAAAAAUUUAAUCUUGACGCCAAGACGGAGGAAGAUGCCGCUAAAUGCGACGAGUAUGUGGAUGCCUUGAAAGAUUUUGCGCAAGAAUUUAUUAUCUGGUACCGCUCCACCGAUGAAGUUGCAAAAUCAGCGCAAUUAUUAGAACUCAAAGAAAAGCAUGGACCUAACUACUUUGGGAAAUUUGAGGCUAUCAUUUCAAAAAGUGAGUCUGGAUGGUUGGUCGGACCCAGUUUAACCUGGACAGAUAUCUUUGCUGCAAAUCAUCUCUCCAAUUGGGCAAAGUUCCUUGGAGACGAGAACACUGACUUGUUGAAAGAUAAAUAUCCCAACUUGUCAAAAUUGGUGGAAAAGGUUUUCUCAUUGGAGGGAAUUUCAAAAUGGAUUAAGGAAAGACCAGAAACUCCUUUUUAAUUUCAUUGUGUAAAUUUUGAAACUUGUUUUUCGAAUUUAUGUAAAAUUCAUUUAAAAAUGCGCAAUAAAUUCAGUUUGUGAGAUAUUCUUAUCGUUAAA